This is a messenger RNA of Sitodiplosis mosellana (orange wheat blossom midge), 5265 nucleotides long. RefSeq names its product centrosomal protein of 131 kDa (gene dila). The record is from RefSeq and is a predicted model, not a curated record. Gene Ontology annotation, biological process: cilium assembly; intraciliary transport involved in cilium assembly; regulation of centrosome duplication. Bases 542 to 4648 code for a protein of 1368 amino acids. The transcript is spliced from 12 exons. Gene Ontology annotation, cellular component: centriolar satellite. NCBI's taxonomy places the organism in Eukaryota, Metazoa, Arthropoda, Insecta, Diptera, Cecidomyiidae.
UACCAAUAUCCAAUUGCAUUUUCAUUUAUUCAAACACAAACCAUCACAUCCUUUUCAACAUCUUGAAUUCAAACUGUUUGUGCGUGUUUUUUCAGUGAUGUCCGUUAACUUUUUUUUAGCCACAAUCGCACGGCCGUCUAUCGAUUCAGUUUUUUUUUUUCAACUCUUCCAAUAUUUGACACACAAAUUUCAAGCAUGUAAAUGGACAGUUAUCGCAUUGUUUUGUUUUUCGUUUUAAAAAUUGGAACAAGUUCUUCUUGAAAUGGACAUUUCUGUAAAUGAACAAGUGUACUUAACUGCAGUAACCGUUUGUAACCGCUAAAAAAUUCAUAACGCAUACAAUUUUCAUAACACAGUGAUUUGAGCCCACACUUUGUUUUGUUUUGUUUCGUGGUAUAAAUUUGAAAGUCUACCAUUGCCGUUGCAACGUUGAUUGAAGAAGAAACGCAACGAAACAAAACCCAAAAUUUUCAAUUACAAUCCGUAGAAGUGUCCGUGUAAAUGAAUGAAAAUAUGAUGAAUCGCGUUUGCGGGCGGUAGCAUGGAAUUAGCUCUGCAUGGAUCGCAGAUUAACCUAGCAACGCGUGACAAAGCAACCGCCGCAAUACCUGUGAAUUAUCCAAUAUUUUUGAAACGUCCCGGUUCGGCUAGUGUCACAUUGACCACACCGAGCGCUCAACUAGCUGCAACCAAUAAAAUUUUGUUGGCCCGUGCACAUUCGUUGCAGUGUUUGCAACAGAAACAACAAACACCAUCGAAAUUUUAUCGGCGCGCUGCAUCCGCCGAUUGCGGCAAAUAUCAACGGAAAGCAGCAGCGGCACAACACUCCAAAACUAGCCCACAUUUGUCAUCGAACAAGUCGAUAUGUAACGGUAACAGUCAUAAGGAAAAACGAGCCUUAUCAUCAUCAAGUCUAUACAGAUUUUUGUUGUCUGAACCGAUAAAGCGAAAUACUUGGAUGUCGAAUGAACAUAGCAAAACGGAUUCACCAGCUAAACUAGCUGAAGACGAUGAUGGUUCGGAUGCGAAUGUGUUGUCGAAACAAUCGAAAAAUAGUGGUGAGGAUACAUCGGACGACAGUCCAUCAUCGAUAGCCGAGGAAAUUGGCGACAACGACAACGAUACGACAAACGAUGACGAAAUUGACCAUAUCAUGGAACGCGAUUCGAAACUGGAGCAAAUUCCAACGAUCGAGAAUGAGAAUGCGGCCAGUAGCAGAGGUAGCAGCAGCAGCAGUAGCAGCACAACAAUCACCGUUCCGCCACAAAGUAAUAUUGCAAAGGAUGAAGAUGCAACGUCAAUUAGGCCAAAAUCGGUUGGUACGAGUCGGCCAAAGUGUAAGGCGGAUGCAAAGCAAAAAGCGACUGUGAUAAAAGCGAAAACAUCAUCAUCUGUCAAUUCGAAUAAUAAGCUCAAGUUGGCCAAAUCCAGUGGUAAACAAGUGUCAAUAUUACAAACGGAUGGCGGUAGAGAGAAGAGGCUGGGAGCGACGAUGACAACAUCAUCGCCAUCGAGUUCGGUGGAUGGUGGUGGUGGUGGUGGUGGUAGUAGUAGUGGCAAGAGUAAACCACAUGAAAUGAAAUCCGCUUAUGUACCGCCGCCGGCCUCACCCACUGCUAGCGGUUUCAACACACUCAAAGCCGAUUUGCCGGGGCGAGUUUCGUUCAGCAAAAACGACGUUUACGAGAUAGAUUACAGCGAUAUUGAGAAUGACACGGACACAAGCCGCAGUUUGGAUCUCAACGAACCGUUUCGCAAGAAGAACGUUCAUUUCGAAGACGAAUAUUUUGAUGAUGACGAUAACGAUGUCGAUGGUCGCAUGGACGACACUCUUACCGCUACUACCACCACUCACAUGGAUGUGAAAAAACAUACAGCAUUUAAUCAAACAUCAAUGCAUCGGAAUCUGAACACGGCUAAGGAGAUUAGUGAGUCGAGCAAUUUGUUAACCGACGAUAAAGAGUAUUGUCCAUUAAAGUGUAGUAGUUUGCGGUGUAAGGCCGAUAUGCGUUUGGAUGUAUUGCCAGAGGACAAUGAAAAUGGAAGCACAACGCAGCCGAAUGAUAGCUCCGAAAAAAUAAUCGAAGAAUACAAACGAGAAAUUGAAAGUAUCAAUCGGCAGCAUGAACGGGAACGACGAUGGAAUGAGAGUAAAAUAAAUGGUGAUGCAACCGCAACAUAUUCCGACUAUUUGAAUGGAAGUCCAGCGCGUAGUGAACGGAAAGAGAGCGAGAAACAGCCGAAAGAUGAAUGGCAUUCAGGUGGCAGUGAUUCGUGGUCAUCGCCGAAUCAUGAAUCGACUGCAAAUUUAGUUAGUAAAACGAAAGUAACCACCACCACCACCACUGCUACCACCGCAAGCAAUACAUCCGAUGAAUCACCAACACGAGACUCGGCCAGCACUGUAAUCAAUAAUUAUCUCAAAAUUACUAAUCAAAAAUCAAUUGGCUCAUCCAAACCCAGUUCAGCGACGAUCAAACUGAAAACAACGAAAAAACUGGCCACCCCAUCGAAUCGUAAAAUUAAAUCAGCACAAGCCACCACCGCUUGCGAUGCCAAACCCACCACAGCCAAUCGUUUGACAAAAGCCAAAUCGGUUGGCCAUCUGCAACGUGUUACCGACAUUAAGCUCAACGAAUUUCAAAUUGAUAAGGUCGAAAGUUGGAUGUCAACACACGAAGAUACAUUCAGCGAUACGGGACUCAAUAGCUUUCGUCGGUAUGGCAAAUUUGGCAGCAGUUCAAAUUUGGAUUAUAAAAAAACGUGGCGCGAAACGCCAACAUCAAAAACCGACGAUGAAGGCAAUUAUAGCCUGGACGAUCAAGUGGAUAACACAUCGAUGGAUGGAUCGAUUGGUGGCGGUAUUGAACUCGUUCUCAAAAAACUCGAAGGUCGUCGCAUGCAAAUUUCAUUCGAUCCCAUCAAAAGCGCCACUUCAGCACCAUCACUAUCGGCAGCCAGUGAAGCAUUUCAACACAAGUCAUGUUCGGGGACUUCGAAUGCAAACUUGAAUGAACACUCCAAUAAAAUCAAAGAAAUCUAUCAAUACUUGGACGAAGUGGAUCAUAAUUGCGAUCGAACGAUAAAUAAUGUGAAGCAACAGAAGAUGCCCGAUGCGGAUUUUCAAACGGAAAUUGACUAUAACAUCGGUAACGACACCGUCGGUGAUGUACCAAAAUUGAGUGAGUUGAUGUUGUUAUCGAGUGAACAGUUGGCUCGCAAGGUAAUUGGCUUAAGUUUGCGAACAAAUGAGCUGACAAAUGCGAUACAAUUGUCAAAAGACCACAUGGAUAAAAUCCGUAGUGAUAAUCAAAAAACGAUUCGGCUGGAAAAGCAAAUGGGACAAGCCCGCUUAAAAGAGCAGAAGAAUCAUUACGAAACGAUUGUGACACGGCACCAAGAAUUCAUCGAACAAUUGCUCAAAGACAAAGCAUCGCUGUGUGAAAAGGUGUCAGCGAUGACAAGACGUCUGGAAAGUCAAUCGAUAGCCGCCGAACAUAAACUACAAAAUGAAAUUCAACGAAUCAAAGAAACGGCAUUGGCUGCCGAAAAAAUUCGCCGGGAACGAUGGGUACGCGAGAAUACGAAAAAAAUUAAGGAGCUGACGGUUAAGGGUUUGGAACAGGAGAUAAGCAAAAUUACAUGCAAUCAUCAAAAGGAAAUUACUGAGUUGAAGCGUCAACAUCAAGAGGAAAUUUUGAAUGCCAUUGAAGAGGCACGGCAAAAGCACGAAUCACUCGAAAUGGGAAUUCGUGAAACGUAUGCCAAAGAUCGGGAAGUGGCCAUUGAAAAAGAACGAAAUGCCAUCCGUGAUAGAUUUGAAAAGCAAAUGGAAUUGGAGCAAAGGACAUUUGAAGAUGCCAAAAAUCGUAUACUCAGCGAAUUUUCCGCGGAAAAAGAUCGACUGCUCAAGGAAAUACAGCAUAAAGAACAAGAAUUGGAUGCGCAACGUGAGAAAUUACUGCGAGAUAAAAAGGAAACGGCCGAACAUUUGAAUCGAGAAUUUAAUGAGAAAGUUCGAAUGAUUGAAAAACGAAAUCAGUGUGAAAUCGAGUCAAUAUCAAAGCAAUUCGAGUCUGACUUUGCGAUAUGGAAACGUGAACAAGAGACAACAUUUAAAUUACGUCAAAUCGAAGAGGCGAAUAGCAUUCGUCAGCAAUGCCGUGCCGAACGAGAUAAACAAAUCGACUCGAUUGUAGCGAAAAUCGACGAAGAGACUCUGAUACACAAACAGGAAUUUGAAGCGAAAUUCAACCGCUUGAAAAGCCAACAUGAGAGCGAAUUGCGUGAAAUGGAACGAAGUGAGCGGCAAACGCGUGAAAAGUACGUGGAGACACGUUCGAAAUUAGCUCAAGUUGAAGGCGAAGUGAAAAACUUACAUGCAACAAUAAACCAAUUGGAAAUGCAGCUGGCUCAUACACAAAAGAUGUGCGAUAACUUUAUGACGGAAAAGGAGCAUUUCAAAGAUGCGGUGCGUAAGGAGCGUGACGAAGAGAUCCAAGAGAUUCACAAGCGUGUACAAAGUGCCAUCGAAAAGAAAGACGGAUCGUUGGAAGUAAUAAUCAAAGAGAAUGCAUCGUUAAAAGACCGUUGUAUCAAAUUGGAGGCGAUAGUGAGGCAACAACGAAAAGACUAUUGCAUCAAGUGAAGCGAGACAUCACUAGAAAGCGCGCGCGCGGGCACGUUUACAGUCUUCAUAGACUGUACUCUUUAAAUUUCAUCGAAUGCCAUGUUUAUCAUGACCGAUAUUAUUUUAUUUUGACGACCGAAAUUAUUUACAACCGAGUAGAGAGUGUGAGACAAAAGCGUGUCAACUCAAAAACCGACGAGAUAUAAACUGGUGUUUGUUCGUUUUGUUUUUUGUAGACAGACCAAAAAAAAAUAGAGAGAUAAUAGAAAUGUGCUAAACUGUUAUUUGUAAAGAAAUUCACUGCCGUUUUAGUAAUGUAAAAUGUUGACAGAGUGGAAUUGGAUAUUUUUGUCGCCGUCGUCAUCUGGGUGGGGGCGUAAUAAUUGCGCUGUGCAACAUUCCUUGAACGAAUGUUGCGGUUUUCUCUUGACAAAACCAAACCUCAAAACAAACCAUCGAACACAAUUACUUUAAUAUUAUUUAGUAAAUGAUUCAUGGAAAUCUCUCUGUAAAUCAAAGAGUUUUAUUGCAUCGGAUCGAUCAUCGUAGCAACAAAUACACAACCGAGUGAGUAAUACCAAAAAAAAAAACAAACAAAUAAUUUUAGUUGAAACGAACAGAAAAAAAAGAAGAAA